Pleuronectes platessa (European plaice) is the source of this 4097-nucleotide messenger RNA. RefSeq lists its product as uncharacterized. The transcript is spliced from 14 exons. NCBI's taxonomy places the organism in Eukaryota, Metazoa, Chordata, Actinopteri, Pleuronectiformes, Pleuronectidae. Gene Ontology annotation, biological process: positive regulation of hippo signaling. The record is from RefSeq and is a predicted model, not a curated record. Bases 519 to 2282 code for a protein of 587 amino acids. Gene Ontology annotation, cellular component: cytoplasmic side of apical plasma membrane; cytoskeleton.
CAAAAUAUCGGGGGGUAAAUCUAUGAGUUAUUGGAUUAUAUUGAAAUAUUGUUUCUAUACCGGUUGAUCGAUUGAGAAACAUUUUGGUUUUACAUAUUUAUCAAAUAGACAACAAGUCAAAUAUCCAAUGUCGAGAACGUGAAAGUACUACGACGAGUUUUAGCAGGAAUUGAAGAGAGCACCCCUACAACUGUGUCCCAUGGUACGACCCAGUCGUUAGAGCUUCACUGUGGCUCCAGAACUUUUAAUAAGCGAUGGGGAGGAAGAGGAGGAGGGAGAAGCAGCUGUUAACGUCUCCGCUGUCAUGGUGCAUCCCGGUGGAUACAACUACACGGUCUGAGGAAGGAGCUUUGAGAAGACCUGCGACCGAAGUGUGAACGCCUCACCUCCUGAGAUAUGAUGAUGCAAUAUGGACAAGCUGCCUUGGAACCGAUAAAAAGAGAAGGAUAGAGAGGAGCAAGAGGAGAUCGAAGCAGUGAAAUAGCGAGAGUGCUUAUCACAGACAUACAGAAGACAACAUGUCUGCCUCGAUAAAGCAGGAGAGAACCAUUUGUGUUCUCCUCCCCAACAAAGAACAGCUGGACAUCACUGUCAGGCCAAAGUCCACAGGGCAGGAUGUUUUCAAUCGUGUGACAGAGCUUCUCGGAGUCAAAGAGCUGUUCUUCUUUGGCCUCACAGUGGUGAAGGACAAUGAGCACAUCUUUUUAGAUAUGGAGGAGAAACUGACCAAGUACUUUCCCAAGGAAUGGAGGCAAGAUUCAGGAAAGGCACUUCACAAGAGACCUUUGCCUCUCGUACUCUUCCUCAAAGUGCAGUACUACGUGGAAAAUGGGAGACUCAUUUGUGAGCGAAAGGCACGACAUCUAUACUACUCCGACUUGCGUGAGCGCAUGCUUCGCUCUGAAUGUCGUCAGCAGGAGGAGGUUUACUUCCAGCUGGCAGGUUACGCCUUGCAGGCUGACCUCGGCGACCACCCGCUGCCCAGGGAGUAUGGAGAGAUCACCCCGUACUUUGAACUCAAGGAUUACUUUCCCCCGUGGAUUGUAGCUAAGCGUGGGGUGAACUACCUCCUCUGCCAUGGGCCCAAAGUGCACCAGGAGCUGUGGGGCAUGUCUGCCCGAGACGCCAUCCUCCUCUUCAUCCGGGAGUCGUGUCGACUGGAGGAUGUACCAGUCACAUUUUACAGACUGCAAAAGGAUAAAAAGGAGGAGAGAGGAACGGCGUUGCUCGGUCUGACCCUACGAGGAAUGCAGGUUUAUCAGGAGGUAAACAACACGCGACAGCAGCUGUACAACUUCCCCUGGUCAAACGUGGGACGUCUCACCUUUCUGGGUAAGAAAUUCGAGAUCCAGCCAGAUGGCUUGCCAUCAGCUCGGAAGCUGGUCUAUUACACUGGAUCAUCGUUCCGCUCUCGCCACCUCCUCCUGCACCUGAGCAGCUGCCAUCGCCUCUACCUCAGCCUCCAGCCGUCCCUCAAACACCUACGCCAUCUCCAGGAGAGCGAAGAGAAAAAGCGUUACAGAGAAUCAUACAUCAGCGAUGACCUGGACCUGGACCCCGCCGGCAGCGAAAGCAGCCCUGGUCUGUCUCGCCACUCGACCAGCAGCUCUGGGAUCGAAGCUGACGCCCGCCAACACAGCAUCUCCACGGAGCUGGCCUCUAUGGAGGAUGAGAGUCAGCAGCAAGGAGAGCAGUGCUUCAGCCAAGCAGUGAGCCGCAGCAGCUCCUGCAUCUCCGGGUUCGACGCCAGCAGUAAGAGUCGAAUAGAAGAUGACGGCUGGCAAGAAGAAGGAAUCAAGAGCAAUGUUGAAAGUCCGAAGGAAGCUCUUGUAGAUGAUCCUGAUGAGAUGUUCCAGUUGGCGGAUCUUCUUGAAGGAGUGUCAGUGGAUUGUGCUGAAGUCCCCUCAGUCACACAUGUAUCCGAAAACAAAGUUACUCCCCCAGACUCUGAUGAAACUGGUAAAUUGCACAAUGAUGAUCUGUUAAAACAGAUGCUGAAAUCUAAAGCACACGUGGGCGUGGAUCGGCACAGCCACAGUCUAGAUGACAUCAGCCUCUUUCCACCUCCGACUCCCCUGGGGACGACGCUGCUGCCCGAUUCCUCCCACAGCUACACCUUCGGGUUCCCGGAAAUCUCUCCAAACCCAAAGACCCCUGUUGAACUCACUUUUUUCCCUCUCUUUCACUGCCAAGACAAACCCUUGUUCUAUGGCCGCAAGUCAACCAACAGCAUUUCUCUGGACAUGUUAGGUGAUGAACAGUUCCUUGAAUUCAUACUUUGAAUACCUGAUGCCUGUAAAACGUCUUUUCUCUUCCUUCAUUCCGAAUGCAACUGAACUCACAGGCUGCCAAUGCGUGAAUAUGUAUUUUAUGAGUGGUGGUGAUGAAAAUGAGGGUGUGCCUGAAUUUCCAGAGACAUUACUGAAGAUGACGGGAAUGCUCACUCCUCCUGGAAAAGUUCUGGAUUAGACAACAGAUCCAAUCAAACAAUUUCAAUAUCCGUAAAGCAAGCAUAUUUAUUAAUGUUGUAUAUUGUGUUCACACACUACUUGCACUAUUUUAUUAUAUUCCAUCUUCUUAAAGCAAAUGCAUUUUAAUCAUUUUUACUGUAACUUGUAAAGUUGACGCUGUCAAAAACUUAUGCAAGUUUGAGAUUAGUGUUGAGGCUGUAAAGUUUUGAAAUGUUAAUGCGAUACAUUUGAAAUACAUGAUUGGUUUAUUUUUACGUUAACACCUAAACUGCAGUGUGCUCCUAUAUUCCUUUAGCCUUUAUUUUUUUAAACCAUGUUUGACAAUGUACUCUAUUUUUGUAUAGUGUGCUCUGUCAUGCGUUUCCUAUUAGUCUCCCACAGCAAUGUACCUGCUGGUGUGGAAAAUUGAUUGAAGCUCUUUACGGCUGGUAAUGCAUUCAUCCAAAGCUUCCCCCAUUUGCUAUUCUCCUCCCGCUUUUCAUAAUUACUACAGAAAAGUAUUAAUUGUAAAGCGCUAUUUCUGUAAGCUGUCGGUGUGUGAUGAAUCUGCAGUAUCUGCCGUGUUAUAUAAGCCACAGAACAAAGAGUCUUUCAGUCAGCUUUGUUUUGACAUUAUUUUGUGGACGAUAAUUGCAAAAUAACUGUUGUCUUUAGCCAAUAUGAGCUCACUGGAAAAGAAUGUCGGCCCUUAAAUGCAGAGCUAUUUUUCCAAUUGUGAAUGAAAAACUCACAAUACUGAACAAUUUACUUUUUUUAUCUAAAGCACUGUUUUGUUUUUUUAUCAUAGUGAAAAUAAAUUCUUAAUGCCACAAAAUAAAAACUUUUUUGUUGUGAUAUUUAUGCCUCUUUGAUGGUGACAUCCAGUGGCCGCAGGCAAUUUGUCUUCAGGUUGUUGAUCUAUCCAUCGAUUCAUCCGUCCAUCCAUCCGUCCAGUGAACACGUUCAUAUUGUAGCAUCCUCGCGUAUAGACGACAGGAAACUUCUCUCUUUAUGUGUAACUUUAUUAAAGUCCAGCGAACACGACACACUUCUUGCUCGUAACUCCGACACUCCUACCCAAUAACUUUUGGACUGUAAACAGAUGCACACACAGGCAGACAAAUUUGUAAGCUAUAAAAAACAAUACAAAUAUAUAAUAAAAAAUAUCAAAUAGUCCUGUACUGAUUACAUGUCGUAUCGACACAAAUAAACAUUAAUAAUGUCCACAAUCGGGGUGAUUCUUACCUCUAUAUUGUUCUUUCUUCUCCUCCUCUACUUUGCAGGGCUUUCUGAAUUGUGCACCUGAUAAUUCCAUCUUUUUUUUAUUUAUCUUUGACUCUAACCGCAGUCUAUCACUGCAGCGUGUACGUAAGGGAAACACCUGAGGGGGAAGCGCAAAUUCUGUGUGAGCCGCCGCCUUACUGUUCACACAGGGAGCCAUCCAGGAGGAUGUUUUAGAUGCUGGCUUGCCUGUCCACGGAGCCACGGUUGGUGACAUCAGCAAAUGUCCCUACCAUGCUGCCAAAAUGAGUAGGUUUGUAUACAUCUAUUUGUAUGCAUCAUGCUGCUAUGAGGAACUGUUGUGAGGUGAAGUGAAACUCCCUUCUUGUUUUUCUGUUCAUGCUGAAAUAAAGUGGAUUCACUUGG